Molecule: messenger RNA, 942 nt
Organism: Sphenostylis stenocarpa
Lineage: Eukaryota; Viridiplantae; Streptophyta; Magnoliopsida; Fabales; Fabaceae
Source: the annotation of a GenBank genome assembly
AUGGAAAGCCAGAGAGAGUGUGAAUAUCCCCUUCCUCUUGUUGACUUCUCCAAUGAAAACAUGAAACCAGGCACCCAUACAUGGCUUGAAGCCUGUGAAAUGGUGCGGAGAGGAUUCGAGGAUCACGGUUGUUUCCUUGCACGCUUUCAUAAGCUUUCUCCACACCUUCUCAACUCCGUUUUCUAUGCCAUGGAACAACUCUUCGCUCUCCCUCUCCAAACCAAAAGGAGAAAAACCAGUGACAAACCCAACCAUGGCUACACCGGACAAGUACCCUCAUCCCCUCUGUUCGAAUCCUUUGCCAUCGACAAUCCAUCCAACUUUCAAGAUUGUCAGAAAUUCGCACGCGUAAUGUGGCCAACAGGAAAUCAUCAUCUCUGUGAAAGUGUGAACGAGUAUGCAAAGUUAUUACAAGAGCUGGACCAGACCGUGAAGAGAAUGGUGUUUGACAGCUAUGGCCUGGACAAGGUGAAAUGCGAGUCGUUCCUUGAAUCAACCAAUUAUGCUUUUCGAAGCUACAGGUAUAAUAUACCUGCGAUGGAUGAGAGCAACGUGGGGGUGAAUCCUCAUACGGACUCAACCUUCAUAACCAUUCUGCAUCAGAGGGUAGAUGGAUUGGAAGUUAAAUUGAAAGGUGGAGAAUGGUUUGGUGUUGAUGCCUCGCCUUUGUUUUGUGUCUUGGCUGGUGAUGCACUUAUGGUAUGGAGCAGUGAGAGGAUUCGAGCUUGUGAACACCGUGUGAUGCUGAAAGAAAAGGUGACAAGGUACUCCUUGGGAUUACUUUCAUACAGUACAAAGAUGGUGGAGACUUUAGAGGAUCUGGUCGAUGAGGAACAUCCCAUACGCUAUAAGCCAUUCGACCAUUAUUCGUACGUUGGUUUUCGUUUUACUGAGGAAGCCGCAAAAUGUACAAGUCGUAUCAAAGCUUAUUGUGGUCUUUAA